Messenger RNA from Aspergillus puulaauensis, 450 nucleotides. RefSeq lists its product as uncharacterized. The record is from RefSeq and is a predicted model, not a curated record. Bases 1 to 450 code for a protein of 149 amino acids. Lineage: Eukaryota; Fungi; Ascomycota; Eurotiomycetes; Eurotiales; Aspergillaceae. The transcript is spliced from 2 exons.
AUGGCUAUACAUUGGAACGCUGAAGCCGAGGCUAGAUUACUCAUGGGUAUUCUAACCCAGAUGCAAGGUCGGUUAGACUACAAGGCUCUAGCCGCCUUCAUGGGGCCGGGUACGACACCACCAGCAACGAAUCAAGGAGCUCUACUGACGAUGGCAGGUUGCUCGGUUCCUGCGUUACAAGCCCAUAUUUGCAAGCUCCGUCGUGGAGCUGGUGUUGCUGGUAGCCCGGGAAAGCCGCGGACUCCAUCAACUAGGACGCCUACAAACCCCAAGCAAGCUGCUGCCGAAUCCCCCAUAAACCAAGCAAAAAGACCGUAUCAUGUUGUUGACGACGACGACGACGACGACGAUAAAGUUAUAAAGGACGAAAAGGACGUCAAACCUCUGAUCAAAGACGAAUACGAGGGCAAAAAGUUGAAGAUCUCUUUUGUUGACCUCGCCGAGUGUUGA